UCUACUCGUGAAAACAGAAUAAACAUCCCGGAGUCCUGGUACUGGUAUAAUUCUCGAUAAAAGAAGGAAUAUAUUAGACCUAACAUAGACUAGUGGCGACAUCUGUUAUGCAAAGUGCAUUAUUCAGAAUCAAGAGAUUAUCAGUAGUGUUAACGCGGACAUCUGCAAAGACUUUGACAUCAUCACAUGUGCUGAGUGGCAGCAUUAUGAAGAAGCAGGUGAAGGCCAUUAUUCCAGUCUUGGACUAUGAGCUACAUAAAGGACAGAUGGGGAGAAUAGGAGUUGUAGGAGGAUCUCCUGUGUAUACAGGGGCCCCUUAUUUUGCUGGCAUAGCAGCACUAAGAGUCGGUGCAGACUUGAGCUAUGUAUUCUGCUGUAAAGAAGCAGCUGUGGUCAUCAAGUCCUACAGUCCAGAUCUCAUAGUGCUGCCACUGUUAGAUCACAAGGAUGCCUUGGGUCAGAUAUCAGAAUGGUUGCCACGGUUACACAGUAUUGUUAUUGGUCCAGGUUUAGGAAGAGAUCCAGCAAUCUUGGAAAAUGUCAAGGGUAUUAUCAUGCAGUCAAUGGAAAGGAACAUUCCUGUAAUAAUUGAUGCUGAUGGACUGUUCCUGAUAACUGAACAACCUGAGAUUGUGCAGGGCUAUGGCAAAGCUAUUCUCACACCCAAUAUUGUGGAAUUUGAACGUCUCUACAGCAAGGUCAUAGGGCAUCCUCUUGAUAAGUCCAUCAGUGCUGAAGAUAAUACAAAGGAACUGAGUGAAGCAAUGGGCCAUGUCACUAUUGUACAGAAAGGUCCCCAGGACAUCAUUACCAAUGGAUACAAGACUUUGAUAUGUGACAACCCCAAGGGCUGUCCUCGGCGCUGUGGGGGACAGGGGGACAUCUUGUCUGGAGCUAUGGGGACCUUCCAACACUGGGCAAACAUGGCUAUGAAUAAGCCCGUUGUAAAUGAGACUGGCCCUGCACUAGUAGGGGCGUAUGCGGCAUGUCAACUUACAAGAUCUCUCCAGGUAAUCAGAAACAUUUCAGGGGAGGCUCCAGCACCAAGGCUAAUUGGCUGUAUUAGAAAUGAAUGA
Owenia fusiformis is the source of this 1076-nucleotide messenger RNA. The record is from the annotation of a GenBank genome assembly. NCBI's taxonomy places the organism in Eukaryota, Metazoa, Annelida, Polychaeta, Sabellida, Oweniidae.